AACCAAAGAAGGCCCUCUUGUCCUCUAGCCUCCUUUGACUCUGACGUCCGAAGUUCUUUUCUUAGUCCCAUGAGUUUCCAUGAGCUUCUAGGAAUCUUGGAUGGAAUAUUGUACCCUUGAACUCUCGGGAAAGAGGGUUCGAAGUAGGGGGUUUUGAUUCUUGUUCGUAUUGAAUUCACUCAGCUGUUGGGUUGGGUGCUGAAUUUGAGGAUUGACGAUUCAAGGGCGUCUUUGAGUGAUUAGGUUCUUGUCCUGGGGCCUGUUGAAUUGUCGGUUUUCAGAGCUUAUUGGGCGAAUUUUGAGGAGUGGUGUCCAUUGAAGCGUUUGGGUCUGUUCUUUUUUAUUUUGGUGAUUUUGUUGUAUCUGCAAAUAUUUUGUUCUAUCACAUUUGCAGAUACUUCUGGCAAUUUCAAUGUGGGUUCGGUUCUUUAAGACUACAUUGUACUGAAGUUUGGUUGUUGCAUCUGAGCUGCUCCGUUUUUAGCGAACUGUGUCUUUGACCAAUUAUUCUGUUCCAACGGUGGUUGUGCUCAUCCCAUGAGAAUGCUCUUCUUAUAGUUAUUGAUAAUUGGAUCUUCGAGACUGCUGAAUCUUGUUGGGGUUCAGUUCUUGAAGCUGGAACGGUUUCUGUUAGCGGUAUGGGGAGUAAUGGGGUUGGUCAUUCAUAUGGAGAACUAGAUGACGGAAAUAUUCCCAUCAGAAAAGAAGUGGAUCCAUCCUACAAUGAAUCAAGGACAGCCCAAAACUGUUGUCCUGACGAAGGCUUAAAUAUGGUGUCUUCGCGGGAAUCGGAAGAUCGGCAGGAGGUUAUGGACAAGCAGUCCUCUGUUUUAGAGAUUUCUUGGGCAGAAGAGAUGGAUGUUGGUUCUUCACCUGGAAGAGAUUUGGAGCAUUGCAUCACUGCUCCUGUUGGACAUCGGAGGAAUGUCCUGUUUGAUGACAUAGCAAUCUCUAGAUCAAUGAUGGAAAGAAGAGAAAGCCCGAGGCAUGAUUUAUUUGACAGGCUCUCAGAACGGGAGAAGAAAAAGCUGAUCAUAGAACUAGUGAAGAUUCAGAAGGAUGGAACCGUCGAAGUGGACUUAACCAAAAGUGCUCCUAUGGCUUCUGAAUUCUUAGAGCUUAAAUCUAUUGAAGGAUCACAAGUGAAUCUUGAGGAUACUUUUGUGGUUUUGAAUAAAUCAAUUCCGAAGUUGAAAAUCGCUGUACUUGUGGUGGGAACGAGAGGAGAUGUGCAGCCAUUUCUGGCCAUGGCAAAGAGACUUCAGGAAUUUGGUCAUCACGUUAGGCUCGCCACUCAUGCUAACUUCAAGAACUUCGUAAGAUCAGCUGGCGUAGACUUUUAUCCUUUGGGUGGUGAUCCUCGAGUUUUGGCAGGAUAUAUGGCCAGAAACAAAGGUCUUAUUCCAUCAGGACCAGGAGAAAUUUCCAUACAGAGAAAGCAGCUGAAGGCUAUCAUUGACUCCCUUCUUCCAGCAUGUACAGAACCGGAUUUAGAAACUGGCAGUCCCUUUAGAGCUCAAGCGAUUAUCGCAAAUCCUCCUGCUUAUGGACACGCUCACGUUGCUGAAGCUCUUGGUGUACCUCUUCACAUAUUUUUCACCAUGCCAUGGACGCCAACUUAUGAAUUCCCUCACCCAUUGGCUCGUGUUCCUCAAGCUGGUAACUGGCUUUCAUAUAUAGUCGUUGAUAUGCUAAUAUGGUGGGGCAUCAGAAGUUAUAUCAAUGACUUUAGAAAGCGGAAGUUGAAGCUCCCUCCUAUUGCUUACUUCAGCACAUACCAUGGAUCAAUCUCUCAUCUGCCAACAGGAUAUAUGUGGAGCCCUCAUCUUGUGCCAAAGCCAAGUGAUUGGGGCCCCUUGGUCGAUGUUGUUGGUUAUUGUUUCUUGGACCUUGGAUCGAAGUAUCAACCCCAAGAAGACUUUGUUCAGUGGCUUCAAAAGGGACCAAAACCAAUAUAUAUUGGGUUUGGGAGCAUGCCUCUUGAUGAUCCCAAGAAGACCAUGGAUAUCAUACUCCAGGCAUUAAAGGAUACGGGACAAAGGGGAAUAGUUGGUCGAGGCUGGAGCGAUCUCGGGACUCUUCAGGAAGUCCCGGAUAAUGUUUUCCUGCUUGAGGAUUGCCCUCACGAUUGGUUGUUCCCCCAAUGUUCCGCUUUGGUUCACCAUGGUGGCGCUGGAACAACAGCUACGGGGCUAAAAGCUGGGUGUCCGACCACGAUAGUGCCGUUCUUCGGGGAUCAAUUCUUCUGGGGUGAGAGAGUGUAUCAACGAGGCCUGGGCCCUGCACCUGUACCAAUUUAUCAGCUCAGCGUAGAGAGCCUCUCCAAUGCGAUACAAUUCAUGCUCCAGCCCGAGGUAAAAGCUCGUGCAGUAGAAAUAGCAAAACUGAUUGAGAGCGAAGACGGGGUUGCAGCCGCGGUCGAUGCGUUCCACCGACACCUCCCUCCCGAGCUGCCCCUCCCAACCGGUUCCUCCGAUGAUGAAGACAACCUGAACCCUCUGCAGUGGCUCUUCCAGCAGGUUGAGAAGUGGUGCUGCCUCCCUUGCAGCGACAGAUAAAUUGGUCUCAUCAUACCCUGCUAGUGCUGUAUAGCCAUGUUCCCAAUUUCAUUUUUUUUUAAAUAAUAAUUAGUUCUCUUAAUUUAUUUUCCUUUUUUUUAAAAAAAAAAAUUGAUUUUGUCAAUCAUUGGUCGAUUCAUUUCAUUCUUGGGCUUCUUGCAUGGGGUUUUUUGGGUAUUAAAAAAAGAUUGGGAUACCACGUAGCAUGUAGUUUCUCUCAUAGGUUGUAUUAAUUAAGUUUGGUCACAUAAUCGCAUUUUUCUUUUUUUGUUUGGCUUUUUUGCGUUGUACAAGAUCAUCGAAAUUAUUGGGCUGUGGUACAAUAAAAAUGCAGGUUGUGGUUUA
This is a messenger RNA of Punica granatum (pomegranate), 2903 nucleotides long. The record is from RefSeq and is a predicted model, not a curated record. Lineage: Eukaryota; Viridiplantae; Streptophyta; Magnoliopsida; Myrtales; Lythraceae.